Messenger RNA from Pelodiscus sinensis (Chinese soft-shelled turtle), 1155 nucleotides. RefSeq names its product Fc epsilon receptor Ig (gene FCER1G). Gene Ontology annotation, biological process: cell surface receptor signaling pathway. NCBI's taxonomy places the organism in Eukaryota, Metazoa, Chordata, Testudines, Trionychidae. Gene Ontology annotation, cellular component: membrane; Fc-epsilon receptor I complex. Gene Ontology annotation, molecular function: IgE receptor activity. The record is from RefSeq and is a predicted model, not a curated record.
CCCGGCCCCCCCCUGCUGCUGCUGCUCCUCAGGGCUGAGGGCGCAGAGGCGCUGGCCGAACCCGAGCUGUGCUACGUCCUGGAUGCCAUCCUGUUCAUCUACGGCAUCGUCCUCACAGUCCUCUACUGCCGCCUGAAGCUCCAGGUUCGAAAAGCACCCAAGGCUGACGUGACCGCAGGCUAUGAUCAGAAAGGAGAAGGGAUCUACACAGGGCUCAGCACUCGCAGCCAGGAGACCUACGAAACCCUCCAGCACAAGCCCAAUUAGGAGCCCAGCUGGAACCUCUGCAGAAGGGGGUUGAAGGGGGAAGCAGCUGUUCCCCAAAGGUGAUUUAUACAAAUUCCUCCCCAGCAAAGAAAAAGCUUCGCUGAAACCGUAGCCCCCACAUGCUGAAAUGCUGGAAGGGGUUUCGCCCCUGUUCCUCUGCAUGGAAAACAUCUGCCCUUAGUUGUCCAUUGCUCUGAGACUCUGCAGGACCAGCCUUUCCUCUCCCGCCUCUCUCGUGUUUCCAGUGCUGAAGAUGUCCUGUCCCUUGUGCCUGCACAGUGAGUCUCCGCUGUGACAACUGUGGGGUGCCAUGCAUGGUUCCCUCCAGCAGUGAAGCACUUUGUCUACACCCCCUCACCAAGAACUAUAAUGCAAACAUCUCCCUGAGCAGCUCUUGGAAACCUCUGAGCCAAUGGAGAAUCAGGGAAUUGUAGGACUGGAAGGGCUCUCGAGAGGUCAUCUAGUCCAGCCCCCUGCACACAUGGCAGGAAUAAGGACCAUCCCUGACAGGUGUCUGUCUAACCCGUUCUUAAAAAUCUCAACCAUCUUCUUAGACAAUUUAUUCCAGUGCUUAACUACCCUGACAGGAAUUUAUUCCCCUAACGUCCGGGCUAAACCAUCCUUGCUGCAAUUUAAGCCUAUUGCUCCUUGUCCUAUCCUUAGAGAUUAAAGAACAAAUUUUCUCCCUCCUCCGUGUACAAACCUUUUAUGCACUUGAAAACUCUGAUCACGUCCCCUCUCAGUCGUCUCCAGACGAAACAUUUUUUGAUCCUCCCUCAUAGGUCAGGUGUUCUACACAUGUUAACAUUUGUGUUGCUCUUCUCUGGACUUUCUCCAGUUUGUCCACCUCUUUCCUGAAAUGCAGUGUCCAGAACUAGACACGAUAUU